This is a messenger RNA of Vicia villosa (hairy vetch), 1020 nucleotides long. RefSeq lists its product as uncharacterized. The record is from RefSeq and is a predicted model, not a curated record. NCBI's taxonomy places the organism in Eukaryota, Viridiplantae, Streptophyta, Magnoliopsida, Fabales, Fabaceae. Bases 1 to 1020 code for a protein of 339 amino acids. The transcript is spliced from 3 exons.
AUGGAAGACGGUAUUGUUGAUGAUCAAAGUGGCGAGAAGAAGUUGUUGUCCUACGCUCCGACAACAAUUCACCAAGCUAUUGUGACUGCUACUCCUGCUGUUAUAAACACUAUUCCUCUUCACAAUGAACAGAUCUUCCAUGGUGCCCCUUCUAAAGGUAUGGGUAGAUUGGAAGAAUUUGAAGACCAAUUUCUGGAAAUGCAAAAAGAAAUCAAGUCCCUUAGAGGAAAGGAUCUAUUUGGAAAAGAAGAAAAUGAUUUAUGCUUGGUUCCGAAUGUCAGAGUUCCGACCAAGUUUAGACUCCCAGAAUUUGAGAAGUACAAAGGGAAUUUCUGUCCUCACAGUCACCUGAUCAUGUAUGUAAGGAAAAUGUCCAUGCACACGGAAGAUCAAUGCUUGUUAAUUCACUACUUUCAAGAUAGCUUAUUUGGAGCUGCUUUGGAAUGGUACAUGGGUUUGGAUAGUACUCACAUUCGUACUUUCCAUAACCUGGAUGGAGCUUUCAUCAGACAGUACAAAUACAAAAUUGAUUUGGCACUGGACAGAGAUCAACUCUGUGCUAUGUUCCAAAGAGAAAAAGAGUCUUUCAAGGAGUACGCGCAAAGAUGGCGUGAACUAGCUGCUCAAAUCCUUCCUCCCAUGGAAGAAAAAGAAAUGAUCAAGGUGUUCCUUAAGACACUAAGCACAUUUUAUUAUGAGAAGAUGGUAGCAAGUGCUCCCAAUGACUUUACUGAAAUGAAUGUGCAGAAGCCUCAGCCUCAACAGCCUCGACAACAUGCUCCUCAACAAAAUCAACAAAGGAAAUAUCCACCUUUUGAUCCUAUUCUGAUGACUUAUACGGAAUUGCUGCCUUUGCUACUUCAGAAGAAUCUAGUUCAACUGAGGGAUCCUCCUCCUCCUCUUGCUAAUCCACCAUUUUGGUACAAGGCGGAUGCUCGUUGUGCUUUUCACAAGAAUGCUCCUGUUCAUACUGUGGAAAAUUGUUACCCUCUCAUGAGUGAAGUACAAAAAUUGGUCUGA